AUGGCGGAGAAUACUCCAUCACCAGAUAAAUCUAUCCCAAAGUCAUCGCCGCGGGAGCGGAUGAUACCGCCGGAGCCAAUCGGCCACCUUGACGUUGACGCCGAGAGUGUUGCGGACGAUGAUUCGGCGAUUGGAGAAAUCGAUGAAGAGAGCUCAACAGAUUCGUUGACCGCCACCAUCUAUAAAUACAGAGAAGAGAAUGGACGCACAUAUCACGCUCACAAGGAUGGCGCUUAUGUUGGCCCAAACGACGAUAUAGAGCAGGAUCGCUUAGACUUCCAACACGCGCUCUGCCUUCUCACUCUGGAUAACCAGCUGUUUCUUGCUCCAAUCUUUCGGGAGGGAGGCAUUUCUGUGAACAGAGUACUCGACGUUGGCACUGGGACUGGAUGCUGGGCAAUCGAUUUCGCAGAUGAUCAUCCCGAGACGGUCGUUAUCGGGGUUGACUUGAGCCCUAUCCAGCCUUCAAUGAUACCUCCCAAUGCCCAGUUUCAAAUCGACGACCUGGAGGAUGAUUGGACUUUCUCGGAGCCAUUCGACUUCAUUUACACUCGAUUCAUGACUGUGUCUUUCGCGAACUGGCCUCGUUUCUUCGACCAAAGCUUCACGAAUCUAAACCCUGGGGGUUGGAUCGAAGUUCUGGACAUUCUUCCUCCAACUUCUGACGACGGUACUAUGUCUCCCGAUACAGCACUCUACAAAUGGUCGAACUUGUUGCUCGAGAGCACCGAAAAGAUUGGUCGACCAUUUGGCGGAACAGCAAACCUCAAAUCCCAGAUGGAAGCAGCCGGCUUCAAGAACAUCUCACAGCGAAUCUACAAAUGGCCGCAGAACCGCUGGCCGAAACAUCCAAAGUACAAAGAACUGGGUUCGUGGACACUUGAGAACAUCUCAGGUGGUCUUGAGGCAAUCAGCACCGCUUUAUUCACUAGAAUACUGGGUUGGUCUAAGCCUGAGUUGGACGUUUUCCUCGUUCAAGUCAGAAAGGAUAUUAAAAAUCCGUCGAUACAUGCAUAUUGGCCUAUAUAUAGCAUUUACGGACAGAAGGUUGAACUUUAA
Fusarium sp. VM40 is the source of this 1059-nucleotide messenger RNA. NCBI's taxonomy places the organism in Eukaryota, Fungi, Ascomycota, Sordariomycetes, Hypocreales, Nectriaceae. The record is from the annotation of a GenBank genome assembly.